GACACGUGCUGGAUCCGGCCGCUGGAGGUGGGGCAGAGCCAUGUCGUGAUCCUGGACGAGCGGGCCCAGCGCACCAUGACGGUGACGCCCAUCGACGCCCACCACUGCCCCGGCUCCGUCAUGUUCCUCUUCGAGGGGGACUUUGGGGUCGUGCUGUACACAGGUGAUUUUCGCUACACUCCGGCCAUGCUGAAGGAACCAGUCCUAAUGAACCAAAAACAAAUUGACGUUCUUUACUUGGACAACACGAACUGUGACCCGGCGCUGGUCCUGCCUUCCAGGGAGCAGGCCACCGAACAAAUAAAAGAGCUGAUCAAGGCCCACCCUAAGUACCAAGUCAAGAUUGGUAUCUACACUCUGGGGAAGGAGUCACUCCUAACUGAGUUGUCCCUGACGUUUAACACCUGGAUCGUGGUGAGCCCCGCGAGGCUGGCUGUGUUGGAGCUGUUGGAUAAACACCAUCCGUUCACCACUUGGGAAGAUUCUGGCUGGAUCCAUGUGGUGGAGCCCUCGGAAAUCCGCUGGAAGUCUGUGCGCCACUGGAACCAGCAGCGCCCCACGAUUGCCAUUCUCCCCACUGGGCGCCCGCUGAAGAGAACCCAUCCCAAUAUGCACAUCAUUCCCUAUUCUGACCACUCGUCCUUCUCAGAGCUGUGUGAAUUUGUCCAGUGGCUGAAACCCUGCUCAGUCAUCCCGAUAGUCAAGAGCAAGGCAUGUCAAGCUUACUUGGAGAAGUACCUGAACCCUAACCGCGAGGUGUUUCCUGUCCCCAGCGUCCUAGAGCCUUGGCAGGAUGUCACACCACUGACAGAUAGCAGGAGAGAGGAAAGGCUUAGGCAGCUGCUCAAAAUUACCGUACCUGCACGGCAACCUGGGCCGCUAGGGGUCAUCUUCGAGUCCCUAGAGGAAUGCCCUGACACGUCCAAGAGCUCAGGAGCUGCGCAGAGUCACGAGUUGAAGACCUCUGGGGAUAUGGAAGCUUACCAGCAAAAUUCUGAGCAAAUUGAGUGGUCUGCUACAAGUUGUCAGGGAGACUGCGUUUGCUGCCCUUGGUGUUGCACGGAAAGAAAGGAAACGGAAGAGACUUGCAGCAGUGACGGUGCCCAGGGACACCUUCUCUCAGCACAGUCUCCUACAUCAGCACCUGCCAAAGAACAGCUGGUAAGACCACUGGGCACCAGUGUCAAAGAAGGGAAAUCAGGCUUAGUAGAGUCACAUGGGAGUCCUUUAUCCAAGAACACUGAGACUGAGGGGACUUUGUUGAACAAGGAGCCUGACACUCCUUUGUACCAUGAUAUUCCAUGCCCAUCUAGGUGGGUAUACUAUGCCCCUUUACAGUUUGUACCUGCUCAGAAGGCAGAUACUCCCUCUUGCGAGCAGAGUUCACCCUCCUCAAAGGGAGAGGAAUUUCUUCCCCUAGAGGCGGCUGGUGACAGUAGCAGCCUGCCCAGCUUGUCACCUGUGUCCAGCAAACAAGUUACACGUAGCCUUGCAGAAGGGUGUUCGCUCGCGCCGUUAAAUACACUCGAGCAAUAUUCCGCACAGAGCUUUGACCAACUGGUGGAAAACUACUUGAGGAAGGGAGAAGGGCCCUAAGAAAUGGCUUGCCCGUUAGCACCAGCUGUCUAGCUAUGUCACGUGGCACACAAGAGUCCUGUCAUCAUGUCUGCCUUCUGCAGUCUGCUGAUGGGGUGGCUUUUGAACGUUUUGUUUUGUUUAGGAGGGUAAGGGGCGUUGAGCAGCAGUCUAGAUACCUUGUUUAUGAAUGUGUUUAUCUUGUGGUUAUUGGCCUCGGUAUUUGGGGGUAGAUUCUAAGUAAUGGGCUGUGACCCUGUGCAUUGCCCAGGGCUCCAGACUGGCACUCAGACUAGCACACUUGAUUACAGGAACAUGUUCUGUACUUGUUGCACCUUCCAUGCAAACCUGAUGUCAUUUCAGGGCAGAGGGGGUUGGAAUAGCCCAUUCUCAUAUGAGCAGUAGGGGGACAUGAGCUAUCCAGGACAGACCCUGGUAUCAGGGUUUCUGUGGGAUGAGG
This is a messenger RNA of Alligator sinensis (Chinese alligator), 2035 nucleotides long. RefSeq names its product DNA cross-link repair 1B (gene DCLRE1B). Gene Ontology annotation, biological process: protection from non-homologous end joining at telomere; interstrand cross-link repair; double-strand break repair via nonhomologous end joining. Bases 76 to 1596 code for a protein of 506 amino acids. The record is from RefSeq and is a predicted model, not a curated record. The transcript has 3 exons. Gene Ontology annotation, molecular function: 5'-3' DNA exonuclease activity; damaged DNA binding. NCBI's taxonomy places the organism in Eukaryota, Metazoa, Chordata, Crocodylia, Alligatoridae.